CGGUCCCCUCAAUGGUGCCUCCUGGAUAGCUCAUGGUAUACGCGCCGCGAAACAUUGAGGAGGUUGAGCUUGUUUCUCAAAUCGCCCGAGCUGCGAUUUAGGGGACGACGGGUACGAAGCUGGGUUUAUCUGUCUCGUCGCGCCAUUCUGAAUUAUUAGCAGACAACGGCUAGUUGGGAAAGCGUCAUCGGAUGCGCCGCGCGCAGGGCUCGAGUAGACAAGGCGAGAUCUUAGCGCAGGAACUAAAGCCAGAUUAAAACUCAAAGAUAUAGAGUAGAAAUUAACGCGUCAUAUCAUUUCGCUUUCUCACGUAUGACGGAUUUAUGGCUCGGCCUCGGAGUUAAAGAAAAUGGCCGUCUUACGAGUAUAAGAACUCAACCAUCCACUGCCGUUUCCCAGACUAUUCAUCGCGCCAGUUUAUACUCUCACAGCCAUGCCUCCGUUCAUCACUCUCGAAGAACACUAUGCCUCGCCGAAAGUGCGCGAAGCCAGCGCUGAAGCUCGUGCGCAUUAUGCCAACUUUCCACCUGCUAUAAUGUCCAAGUUGGAGUCCCUGGGAGAAGACCGUAUCCAGGAUCUCGAUAAAGGAAACGUGUCGCUCCAAGUCAUUUCCCACGGUCCGGGGAAUUUAUCGCCCCUUCUCUGCUCCGAAGUAAACGAUGACCUGGCGUCUGCCAUUGCCAGAAAUCCCACUCGACUAGCGGGAUUCGCCAUGCUCCCGAUGAGCGAGCCAGCUGCUGCUGUCGCCGAACUCGAGCGCUGCGUGACGAAACUGGGCUUCGUUGGAGCUUUAGUGGACAACCACCUGGACGGGCAGUUCUACGAUGACGAACGCUUUUGGCCCAUCUUUGAAAAAGCGCAGGAAUUGGACGUUCCGAUUUACAUCCACCCGACUUUCGCGUCCGACUCCAUGAUGGAACAUUAUAAAGGGAACUACAGCGACUCGGUGGCGCUGGCGUUGAGCGCGUUCGGCUGGGCCUGGCACGCCGAGACCGGACAUCAUAUCCUGAGGCUAUUUGCCAGCGGUCUCUUUGAUCGCCUGCCCAGAUUGAAGAUUGUGAUCGGACACAUGGGUGAGCUGCUACCUUUCCAAUUGGAUCGGGUUUUUGCGAUCUCGGACCGAUGGGGCAGAGAAAGAAGUUUUCGAGAGGUCUGGAGGAACAAUAUCUGGAUCACGACCAGUGGCAUGUUCUCAUUGACGCCACUCGCUUGCCUUCUGCAAACGACGUCCAUUGAUCAUGUGUUGUAUAGCGUUGACUAUCCGUUUUCACCGAAUGAGAAAGGGUUGCGGUUUUUUGAGGAGAUUGAGGCGAGCGGCUUGAUCACUGGGGGGGACCUGGAGCUAUUCGCAUACCAAAAUGCGGAAGCGUUACUCAAUGUCAAGGCGAUCCAUGUCUGAAUUCCCCCUUUUUUCACUCACGGGUCUAUCGCGAAAGAGGUUGUUCAUACGUGACACUGUUACUCUACAUCAUCAG
Messenger RNA from Aspergillus pseudonomiae, 1475 nucleotides. RefSeq names its product amidohydrolase family protein. The coding region runs from base 434 to 1399 and encodes 321 amino acids. The transcript is spliced from 2 exons. Gene Ontology annotation, molecular function: hydrolase activity; carboxy-lyase activity. Gene Ontology annotation, cellular component: cytosol; cytoplasm. Gene Ontology annotation, biological process: secondary metabolic process. Lineage: Eukaryota; Fungi; Ascomycota; Eurotiomycetes; Eurotiales; Aspergillaceae. The record is from RefSeq and is a predicted model, not a curated record.